AUGUGCCGGAUUGAGGAAAGGAGAGAGAUGCAGGACGGUGCCGCUGCACCAGAGGCGAAAUUUGCGCAGUCCGUACGCCCAGGACAAUGUACGACUUGUAGCAUCGGCGGCUCUGGAAAAGGGGACAUCACCCGAGCAGCGCAAGGAGUGCCGUCGUCGCUCCAUUACAUCCCCAAAGCCGGCGUUGGUGGCAGUAAGAAGGCACGAGGGAAGAAUGUUGUGUAUCUCCCACAAUAUGCCUCGGGCCCGAAACUAACCCAUCCGAGUAACUCGACUCAGUCUUCCCCUAGACCCAAUAUCAUCACUAUACAUAAGUCUAAUCCCCGUCAGGCUGGGAUUGAGGAGCUCGAGGGUGUCAUUUCCGUAAGCGACCACGCAUGUGAAGAGGAUGUUAAGGCAGCAGGAAUUCGGUCGACGAGCAUGUUUGUCCACGGGCGUAGCGAUGCCCGUAAGGGACAAUCGCGUGAGGCACGUACAACGCAAACAAUUGAAGACGUACCACGCCACCUCCAGCUAUAG
Messenger RNA from Postia placenta MAD-698-R-SB12, 519 nucleotides. RefSeq lists its product as hypothetical. Bases 1 to 519 code for a protein of 172 amino acids. NCBI's taxonomy places the organism in Eukaryota, Fungi, Basidiomycota, Agaricomycetes, Polyporales, Adustoporiaceae. The transcript is spliced from 2 exons. The record is from RefSeq and is a predicted model, not a curated record.